Messenger RNA from Bacillus rossius redtenbacheri, 2424 nucleotides. Its product is annotated as zinc metalloproteinase nas-4-like. Bases 668 to 1957 code for a protein of 429 amino acids. Lineage: Eukaryota; Metazoa; Arthropoda; Insecta; Phasmatodea; Bacillidae. The record is from RefSeq and is a predicted model, not a curated record. Gene Ontology annotation, biological process: proteolysis. Gene Ontology annotation, molecular function: zinc ion binding; metalloendopeptidase activity. The transcript has 13 exons.
AGUGCAGUGGCCGGUGAUAGCAGUAAGACACCCAGGCUUUUAGCUAACCUGCUUUCAGUUAAGAAAAAAAAUAGUGACUAAAAGGGGGGAGGGGGGGUUAGAACCCCUAACCUCCCCCCCCCCCCCUGGCUAAGCCCCUGGCUCUCCAGUCGCCGGGCGCAGCGGCAGAUGUUGGUCGGGUUACGCGAUAUGAUACGUGCCCAAGAACAGGUUGCCCGGGGGGGUGUUAAGGUCAAAGCCAGGAUUGGAUGGAGAUCAAUCACCCGCCAGCAUACGCCCCCAUGGAGACAUGUCACACGCGCAACUGAACAACACGACACCUGCAGACAGACAGUCAGUCGUAUAUUUCCGAGUUAUCAACCCGGCGGCGGUCGGGUGGAAUCGCGGAAUGCAAGUUCAAUGCUAGAACGAGACACGGACCGGUGUGUUGUUCACUGCUCGGGCGAAAACCGGCACAACUCGCGCAAGCGGACCACCACCUGUCGGGUGGUAUAUAUGUGGCGCGGGGCUGCUGUCUCCCUCGUUGCUGCGAAUACACGGAGGAACCGGGACCAUCUUCCAGUGCGCCUGUCAGCGGCUAGUAGCUGCUUCCUGGAACCUGCACUUGUACUUCCAGGAGCCGGCAGCUCUCAACCAUAUUGUGGACCGGCAGUCGUCAGAGACCAGGAUGUCGCCGGUGGGCUCCGCCCUGGUGCCGGCGCUGCUGGGCCUCGUCGUGGCCUGGGUGCCCGACGACCCCUACCUUCUGCAGCUGCCGCCGCCCGCCGUCAGCGAGGCGCUUCUGGGGGACAUCCCGCUGGGGGUCCCCGACGAGGAAAAGGAUGUCCCUGGAGAACCUCUCACGCCAGAAGACUUCCAGAAUGCUGAGAACCUAGAGCUGCUGGUGCCGCCCCAGGAGGAAGGCUCUGUGGACCCUCUGGAGGUGGCGGGGCUCUUCGAGGGAGACAUCGCCGGCGUCAACGUGUCGGAGCUGAUACUGGAAAAGAAUGCAGCGAGGAAUCCUCGCAAGCGGUGGUCGUACGGUCUCGUCCCUUACGUCAUAUCGGCCUCAUUCAACAGUUACGAGAGGAGCGUGAUAGCAGCGGCCUUCUUGGACUACCACCGGCACACCUGCGUCAAGUUCGUUCCCAGGAGCACCCAGCGGGACCACAUCCACCUGAUGAAGGGUGCCGGGUGCAGCAGUCACGUGGGGCGCAGCCAGGGGGGCCAGCAGGUGUCUCUGGGCCCGGGCUGCCUCUACAAGGGCGUCGUGGUGCACGAGCUGAUGCAUGCGGUCGGCUUCUGGCACGAGCAGAGUCGCACGGACCGCGACGAGCACGUGUCCGUGCUGUGGGACAACAUACAGCCGGGAAUGGAGUUUAACUUCCACAAGUUCAGCUGGAAGGUGAUGCAGGACCUGGGAGUUCCUUACGACACAGUUUCAGUGAUGCACUACGGGAUGUUUGCCUUCUCCAAAGACCGACGGUCGCCCACCAUCCUACCGAAGAGACCCAACACGCCCCUGGGCCAGCGGAGAGGAUUCAGCGAGGCGGACAUUGUGAAAGUGAACCGCCUGUACGAGUGUCGGGAAGUUGUGACCGAGAGACCGCCCACGGUCACCAAACCAGGAGAGUGCGCGGACAACCACGGGCUGUGCCAGCGCUGGGCCAGGAGGGGGGAGUGCGGCAGGAACCCCGCCUGGAUGCUGGUCAACUGCGCCCGGGCCUGCGAGCAGUGCGGCGGGAAGUGCAGCGACCACAACAGGUUCUGCGGGAAGUGGGCUCUCGCGGGCGAGUGCCGGCGGAACCCCGACUACAUGAACGUCUACUGCGCCCGCGCGUGCGUCUCCUGCCCAGAGCCGGGGGACAGCUGCACGGACGACAACGAACACUGCGCGGCGUGGGCGGAGACGGACCAGUGCCAGCUGAACCCUGAGUACAUGCUGCGCAAGUGCAGGAAGUCGUGUCGGCGCUGCUAGCGACAAACGCCGCGCCGCGUCGCUCGUCACCGGAGGCCUGUGUUCUCUGCCGUGAAUGAGACACCCGGUGAAACCGUCAAUCGAGAACUACCCAGAGGACGUCAACUUGUGCGGAGUACUUUACCAAGAUGUGAAGCCACUUUUACGUGUUUGCUGCCAACUUAGAGACAUGCAAAUAUCUGGCCACGGUUCUAGAAGUGUUUGGAUCAUGGGAACGCACUCUCCCACAGAGCUAUCUAUCUAGCAGUGAACUUCCUGUCGUGGUUUGAAACCCUUGCUGCCGAGCCCUGGACUGUGUGUUUGCUGCCUCAUCGAGAUCCCCAGAAGGAACUCAGCAGACACCACGACUCCACACCGCCGGGAGCUUCCGCACUGUUGCCUGUCAUUAGCCCAGUUACACUGUCAGCAGCUAGAUUCUGCAAACUGUUGUUCCAUGUCUUUAAAUAAUAAACAAUCUGCAGAUAUUA